Molecule: messenger RNA, 726 nt
Organism: Corticium candelabrum
Lineage: Eukaryota; Metazoa; Porifera; Homoscleromorpha; Homosclerophorida; Plakinidae
Product: 52 kDa repressor of the inhibitor of the protein kinase-like
Exons: 1
Coding region: 1-726 (241 amino acids)
Molecular function (GO): protein dimerization activity
Source: RefSeq, a predicted model, not a curated record
AUGAUAUCUGAAAUUGUGAGGACCUACAACAGCAAGCGCGCAAACGUUGAAAGCAGCUUUUCUCAAAUCUACAAAGUUAGUUCAGAUAUGGCAAUAAAGGUUGGAAGUACAAUUGCAAUGCCUCGCAUUGCAGCAAGGCAACAAAAUCGCAGCAAUAUUCCAGCUGCUUCUGUUCAAGAGUAUUUCCAGAGAAAUGUUGCAAUUCCCUUUCUUGAUCAUAUUAUUAUUAGCAUCAACCGGCAGUUCUCAAAGUCGGCAGUCACAGCCAUUUCCCUACUUGGUCUUGUACCAAGUAUCAUAUGUUCGCAAGAUGUCAACCUGGAGGAGGCGCUGAUCAAGUACAGAAAUGAUCUGCCAUCGUCUGAAUUGAUGGACGCGGAACUCAGGCGCUGGAGGAACAGGUGUAUGGCGAUGCUCCCUGAUAAGAGACCGUGCUCACCAGCAAAAGCCAUCAAAGAAUGUGACGCCACUGACUUCCCAAACAUCUCGGUUCUUUUGACCAUCGCCUGUACCAUACCUGUCACCUCGUGUGAAUGUGAGAGAAGUGCCAGUGCUUUACGACGCCUAAACAACUAUAUGCGCGCAUCCAUGGGUAAGGACAGAUUGUCUCACGUUGCUCUCCUUCAUAUCCACUACGAUGUACCAAUAGAUCUUGACAACGUAGUCGAUUAUUAUGCUCGCCUUCACCCUCGCAGACUCGAACUUGACUCGGUACUGUUACACUAA